Messenger RNA from Entrophospora sp. SA101, 303 nucleotides. The record is from the annotation of a GenBank genome assembly. NCBI's taxonomy places the organism in Eukaryota, Fungi, Glomeromycota, Glomeromycetes, Entrophosporales, Entrophosporaceae.
AUGGACUAUGAUGUGCAAUAUCCUGGUGAAGGAGAAAAUCUAGUUUGUUAUUUUGAGGAUGGCUCUUAUUCUGUUGUGGCUGAAAAAGAUCAAAGGCCGUUUGAUCCAAACCUUCCUCCAUAUACUGAGUAUAAAGAAGGAAUAAAUGCUGAAAAAUUUUUAAAAGAUAAAGCGGUAGAACUGGCAACUCAAUACUUUGAAAAAGGAUGUAUCCCAACAACUUUCAAAUGGCUUCGUAAUGAGGAUGUCUUGGUGUCAUCAGCAUCAACAGGAAUUAUUGGUAGUGACAAUAAUCAUGAAUAA